CUAGAAUUUUGGUUGUUGUUGGUAUCUGUGUUUGGUUUGAGUACACCAGAAGUCAAUCAUACGUUUCUUCUGUACUGUCGGUGGUAGUGAUUCACUGUAUCAUCCAAUCACAAUACAUACACAGCUGGGAGGGGUAGAUCUACCAUCGCUUUCACUUCUCCUCCUUCUUCAUCACUUCGCUCCUUUUUAAAGCAUUUACGUUUACAUUCUAGAGAAAGAGAGGGAGAGAGUUUUGUGUGGAAGUAGAGAGCUAGCCACAGCUCGAUUUCUUCAUUUCUGGCGGUGUUGAAUUAGAUAUUUUGUUAGAUCGUUGGGUACAGGAUUUCGUUGUUACAAAGAGGAAUUUGAGUGAAAUGUGUUGAAUCUAGUAACUCUGUGAGUGAAUUUAGCUCCGGGACUUUGAUCUCAAUGGCGACGGACGGCGUGCCAAAACAUGCGAAAAACCUAGGGGGUCAAGUAUGUCAGAUCUGCGGUGAAGAUGUUGGUAGAACUUUAGAUGGAGAUCUUUUUGUUGCAUGUGAUGUUUGUGCAUUCCCAGUCUGUAGACCUUGUUACGAGUACGAGAGGAAAGAUGGAAAUAAGUCUUGCCCUCAAUGCAAGACCGGAUACAAGAGAAUCAAAGGAAGUCCUCCAAUUCGUGGUGAUGAAGAGGAUGGUGUUGAUGCAAAUGAUGUAACAAGUGAUUUUAGUUAUCCUUCUGAGAAUCAAGACCAGAAGCAGAAGAUAGCAGAACGAAUGCUGAGCUGGCAUAUGACUUAUGGUCGAGGAGAGGAUGUUAGUGCUCCAAAUUAUGAUAAAGAAGUUAAUCAUAAUGAUAUCCCUUUGCUCACCCAUCGCCAGAUGGUUUCUGGUGAGUUGUCAGUGACUUCUCCUGACCGUCUUUCAAUGGCUUCUCCUGACAAUAAUGGAGGAAAGAGAGUUCAUACGCUUCCAUAUUCGGUUGAUGUCAACCAAUCACCUAAUGUCAGAGUUGUAGAUCCAGUAAGGGAGUUUGGUUCUCAAGGAUUUGGCAAUGUAGCCUGGAAAGAAAGAGUUGAUGGAUGGAAGGUGAAACAAGAGAAGAACAUUGUUCCUAUGAGCAUUGGUCAUGCCACGUCUGAAGGCCGAGGAGGCGGAGAUAUUGAUGCCAGCACCGAUGUGCUUAUGGAUGAUGCCUUACUGAACGAUGAAGCACGCCAGCCUCUUUCGAGAAAAGUUGCUAUUCCCUCUUCUAGGAUUAAUCCUUACAGGAUGGUCAUUGUUUUGCGGCUUGUUGUUCUCUGCAUUUUCUUGCACUAUCGUCUAACAAAUCCCGUGACAAAUGCCUAUCCAUUGUGGUUGAUAUCUGUGAUAUGUGAGAUUUGGUUUGCUGUAUCAUGGAUAUUGGAUCAGUUUCCUAAAUGGCUUCCAAUAAAUCGUGAGACAUAUCUUGACAGGCUUUCUAUUAGAUAUGAACGAGAAGGAGAGCCAUCACAACUUGCUUGUGUGGACAUAUUUGUCAGUACUGUCGAUCCAUUAAAGGAGCCUCCCCUUGUCACCGCAAAUACUGUCCUAUCUAUUCUUGCUGUUGACUACCCAGUCGACAAAGUUUCCUGUUAUGUAUCUGAUGAUGGAGCUGCAAUGUUGACAUUUGAAGCCUUGUCUGAAACUUCCGAGUUUGCUAGAAAAUGGAUUCCUUUCUGCAAGAAAUACAGUAUAGAACCUCGAGCUCCAGAAUGGUACUUUGCCAAGAAGGUUGACUACUUGAAGGACAAAGUUCAUCCAUCAUUUGUCAAGGAUCGCAGAGCAAUGAAGAGGGAGUAUGAGGAGUUUAAAAUUCGCAUCAACGGGCUUGUUGCGAAAGCAGUAAAAAUCCCUGAUGAAGGUUGGGUCAUGCAAGAUGGAACACCAUGGCCUGGAAAUAAUACAAGAGAUCAUCCAGGUAUGAUCCAGGUUUUCUUGGGUCAUAGUGGAGGACUUGAUAGUGAUGGCAAUGAACUACCACGGUUAGUUUAUGUGUCUCGUGAAAAACGUCCAGGUUUCCAACACCACAAAAAGGCUGGUGCGAUGAAUUCACUUGUUCGUGUGUCAGCUGUCCUUACUAAUGGACCCUACAUGCUAAAUCUUGAUUGUGAUCACUACAUAAACAACAGCAAGGCGCUGCGAGAGGCUAUGUGUUUUCUAAUGGACCCAAACCUUGGAAAAAGCGUGUGUUAUGUUCAGUUUCCUCAGAGAUUUGAUGGAAUUGAUAAAAACGAUCGAUACGCCAAUAGGAAUACUGUGUUCUUUGAUAUCAAUUUGAGAGGCUUAGAUGGUAUACAAGGCCCGGUUUAUGUGGGUACAGGAUGUGUCUUCAAUAGAACAGCUUUAUAUGGUUAUGAUCCCCCCAUUAAGCCUAAACAUAAGAAACCCGGUUUUUUGAACUCAUGUUGCGGUGGAUCCCGUAAGACAACUUCCAAAUCCAAAAAGUCCGACAAGAAAAAAUCGAGCAAGCAUGUGGAUCCUACUGUGCCAAUAUUCAACCUAGAAGAUAUAGAAGAGGGAGUCGAAGGUUCUGGAUUUGACGAUGAGAAGUCAUUGCUCAUGUCACAGAUGACAUUGGAGAAAAGGUUUGGUCAAUCAGCGGUAUUUGUUGCAUCUACGCUUAUGGAAAAUGGUGGUGUUCCUCACUCAGCAACUCCCGAAAUUCUUCUCAAAGAAGCUAUCCAUGUAAUCAGCUGUGGGUACGAGGACAAGUCAGAUUGGGGAAAUGAGAUUGGAUGGAUUUAUGGGUCUGUUACAGAGGAUAUUCUCACAGGAUUUAAGAUGCAUGCUCGUGGUUGGCGAUCGAUUUACUGCAUGCCUCCUCUUGCAGCCUUUAAGGGAUCUGCUCCUAUCAAUCUUUCAGAUCGUCUAAACCAAGUGCUGCGGUGGGCUCUUGGAUCUGUAGAAAUUCUUCUGAGUCGACAUUGUCCAAUAUGGUAUGGAUAUAGUGGAAGGUUGAAGUGGCUCGAGAGAUUUGCAUAUAUCAACACCACUAUCUACCCAAUUACUUCCAUCCCACUUCUGUUUUAUUGUACGUUGCCUGCUGUCUGUUUGCUCACUGGAAAGUUCAUUAUCCCAGAGAUUAGUAACAUUGCCAGUAUCUGGUUUCUCUCCCUCUUUCUUUCCAUCUUUGCCACUGGUAUAUUGGAGAUGAGAUGGAGUGGUGUUGGGAUAGACGAGUGGUGGAGAAAUGAACAGUUUUGGGUUAUUGGAGGUGUUUCAGCUCAUCUGUUUGCCGUCAUCCAGGGUCUUCUCAAGGUUCUUGCUGGUAUAGAUACGAAUUUUACUGUUACAUCUAAGGCGUCAGAUGAAGACGGUGAUUUUGCCGAGCUCUACCUGUUUAAAUGGACGACACUACUAAUUCCUCCGACAACUCUGCUCAUUGUUAAUUUAGUUGGAUGUGUUGCCGGUAUCUCUUAUGCAGUCAACAGUGGAUACUCAUCAUGGGGUCCUCUCUUUGGAAAACUGUUCUUCUCAUUCUGGGUGAUUGUUCAUCUUUAUCCUUUCUUAAAGGGUCUAAUGGGGCGUCAGAACCGAACACCAACAAUUGUGGUUGUAUGGUCGAUUCUUCUAGCUUCGAUCUUCUCUCUGUUGUGGGUUCGUAUUGAUCCCUUCACCACCAAAGUAACUGGCCCAGAUGUCAAGGAGUGUGGAAUCAACUGCUAGAGAUAGAAGAGUAAAUAUAUGGAUUUGAUUUGAUAUUCUUCUAUUUUGAGAAGCUUAAAGUAGCAGGACUUUGUUUAGUAUUUAAAAUGCUGGAGCUGCACUAGGAAAAGAGGUUUUGAAGUCUUAAAAUUUAUUUGUGAAGCAUAAGUUAAAUAUAUAUUAUGUAUAUUGUAGAUAGGACAGUGAGAAAUUAGCUGCCGAUUGUGUUAUUUGUUGUUGUAUAAUUUACAUAUGAAAAUUGAAGGGACUAAACCUGUGCUGUUGCUUCUGUAUUUGCAUAAUUAAGCACCUGAACCUGGACUUUUUGUUUU
Messenger RNA from Papaver somniferum (opium poppy), 3959 nucleotides. Its product is annotated as cellulose synthase A catalytic subunit 3 [UDP-forming]-like. Gene Ontology annotation, molecular function: cellulose synthase (UDP-forming) activity. Lineage: Eukaryota; Viridiplantae; Streptophyta; Magnoliopsida; Ranunculales; Papaveraceae. The coding region runs from base 409 to 3648 and encodes 1079 amino acids. The transcript has 14 exons. The record is from RefSeq and is a predicted model, not a curated record. Gene Ontology annotation, biological process: cellulose biosynthetic process; plant-type primary cell wall biogenesis. Gene Ontology annotation, cellular component: plasma membrane; trans-Golgi network.